This is a messenger RNA of Dibothriocephalus latus, 204 nucleotides long. Lineage: Eukaryota; Metazoa; Platyhelminthes; Cestoda; Diphyllobothriidea; Diphyllobothriidae. The record is from the annotation of a GenBank genome assembly.
AUGUCUGGUCGCGGUAAAGGUGGUAAAGGACUCGGAAAUGGAGGAGCCAAGCGUCAUCGCAAGGUUUUGCGUGACAACAUCCAGGGCAUUACUAAGCCCGCCAUCCGUCGUCUUGCACGCCGUGGUGGUGUGAAGCGUAUCUCUGGCCUCAUCCACGAGGAGACCCGUGGUGUCCUCAAGGUCUUCCUGGAGAACGUUAUCCGU